CCCCAACAUACAUCUACUAUAUGACAUUUAAGAAGAUACGAUAUGCGCCAUGUACAUAUGAAUGAAUGCGAUGGUUUGUUUGUGGGGACAUUCAGGACCCCAGAAAAGACACAUAGUGGUUUAAAGGUUUACGAUUGAGAGCAUGACGUAGCAGCAAAACAAGCCCGGCCCCCUCCACACGGGAAGGACACGGACCGCCUCACACGCCUCUGCGAGGACAAUAAGGCGUGCGCGGCUGUAUUUGGGAGUCUCGGGUUUCAGGUGUGACUCUUUGUCCUGAAGCUGUUCUUCCCCACGAAGCAGUCGGCCGCCGAACGCAGCGACGUGAGGGAGACGUCUGAAGAAUGAACCACAGCCACCAGGAACCGUCACCAGACGAGUUUGGGAGUCCUGCCCUGUCCAAACAGACGAGGAUCAUCCACUUCUCCAGCGGCGAGACUCUGGAGCAGGAGGACAGUGAGGAGGAGGAGGAGGAGCAGUCAAACAGGCCUCCCUUCAGAGAACCUGCAGACCGGUUGUGUCAUCGGUUUGUAUUCCCUGCUUCUCUCGCAGACGAGGUUGUCAUUCAAGAGUGUGCCCCUGCUGGUCGGGAGGAUUUCAAUGCUGACGUGCGACUUCGUCGGAGAAAGGCUAGCUGGUGCUCUUGGACUGAACGCGGCCAAAUACCAGUACGCCAUAGAUCGGCACCAACGCGACCAGCAGACGGCAAGCAGCCGGGCCAAGGACGACCCGGUGGGGGGCCGGGCCAAGGACGACCCGGCCCCCCACCUCUACCCCGGAGCGGAGGGUCGCGGUCAUUACGGAGCAGCAGGGGGCCCAGGCGGUGAUGACAGACAUGUGGAGACAAGUGAAGGACGUCACAACAGAGCCUAUGAAGCAGAUGAUUGUUAUAAAUAAAAUAGAAAGAGAAAUGA
Gasterosteus aculeatus aculeatus (three-spined stickleback) is the source of this 914-nucleotide messenger RNA. The record is from RefSeq and is a predicted model, not a curated record. NCBI's taxonomy places the organism in Eukaryota, Metazoa, Chordata, Actinopteri, Perciformes, Gasterosteidae.